ACAGCUUGCUAAAAAUGUUCUCCAUAUUCAAUUUUUUUUUUAUUUUGUUGUGUUCUUUGGUGACUGGAAUUUGGGCUCAGGAUGAAUUUAUAGGCGCAAUUAUUGAUAUAACGCCUCCCCCCACAACAACGAAAGAAGCAGAAUCACUUCAAAUUUAUGAUACUACUACUCCGAGAAAUGCUGUUGAAUUUAGUUAUCGUCCGUCGAUUACGCUAUCAUUCGACACAACAAGAACCUCCGCCACCAUAGAGCCAUAUUCAAUUUCAACAACGGAAACCACAACUACUUCCACUUCUAAAAGGCUAGACACAACAGAUCCUACAAUAGCUUCAACACCUGAGCCCACAACAGAGUUCACCACAACUUCUACGACAGAAGUCUCAUCUACAACAGAGUCCUCCACAAUUUCAACAACGGAGCCCACCACAACAUCCACAACAGAAUCUAGUGCAACUACCACAAGCGAACCCCCAACAAUUUCCACAACAGAGUUGACCGUAACUUCAACAAUGGAACCCACCACAACUGCCACAGCAGAGCCCACGGCAACUACUACAGCGGAACACAGAACAACUUCCAAGACGGGAACCACCACAACUUUGACAACAGAGGCCACUACAACUACAACAACAACGAAAUCCACCACAACUUCCACACCGGAGUUUACAACAACUACUACAACGGAACCCACUUUGAUUUCAAGAGCCCCUAAACAACCAGCAUAUCCGAUCUACAGACCUCCCUAUGUGCGAUCCACGACUUUGAGACCCGGAUGGAGCAACCCAGUGAAAAAAUGUUACCUAAGAAAUCAACAGGAAUACAGAAAGUUUUGCUAUAGGUGGCUGCCGACGAUGAUCUGUUAUCGCUGCUGUUUCUACGAGUACACUGGAGUCGCCGAAUGCAGUAGGCUUCACAAAGGGUUGUGUUCGUGGCAUGACUAUGUUUAGUGAAUAAUACUUUAUUUUAGAAAUAAAUAACAAAACUAAAGCUGUAUUAAACUGAUAAUUAAUAAGCAGUACUAUGCUAUAACACUU
Messenger RNA from Drosophila biarmipes, 1034 nucleotides. RefSeq names its product salivary glue protein Sgs-3-like. The transcript is spliced from 2 exons. Lineage: Eukaryota; Metazoa; Arthropoda; Insecta; Diptera; Drosophilidae. Bases 15 to 947 code for a protein of 310 amino acids. The record is from RefSeq and is a predicted model, not a curated record.